GCAUCGUUAACCCUCACAGAAGCGCAGGUUGAGCUGAUCAACUCCCUGCCGCAAGACGAUAUCCCCGCAAAACUUCGAUGCGCCAUUUGCAGCAAGCUCGCGAUCAACGCUUUCCGCUUGCCGUGCUGCGAGCAGGCCAUCUGCGAGAGCUGCCAAUCUACGCUACCCGCGUCUUGUCCCGUCUGCGAGCAUUCGCCCCUGUCAGCCGACGACUGCAAGCCCCACAAGGCGCUACGCACUACGAUCAAGGUGUUUCUGCGGACCGAGGAGAAGAAGCGGGAGUCCAAUAGGCCCAAAGGUGCCGCUCCUACCCCGAUUACCCCGGUUGAUCCCAGCCCGGUCACUGCUGCUGCGCCUGCUAUCCCGGAGCGACCGUUGAGCGGAGAAGCAACUCAGGCUGGAGAGGAUCGACAGGCCCCAGUGGGCGAACCCUCGGCUGAU
Molecule: messenger RNA, 441 nt
Organism: Thermothelomyces thermophilus ATCC 42464
Lineage: Eukaryota; Fungi; Ascomycota; Sordariomycetes; Sordariales; Chaetomiaceae
Exons: 2
Source: RefSeq, a predicted model, not a curated record